Myripristis murdjan (pinecone soldierfish) is the source of this 1761-nucleotide messenger RNA. It is a transcript of the gene syt16, whose product is annotated as synaptotagmin XVI. Gene Ontology annotation, molecular function: phospholipid binding. The record is from RefSeq and is a predicted model, not a curated record. Lineage: Eukaryota; Metazoa; Chordata; Actinopteri; Holocentriformes; Holocentridae. The transcript is spliced from 7 exons. Bases 1 to 1719 code for a protein of 572 amino acids.
AUGGCCAGUGUGGGAGGCUCGACUGACUCCAGGACAGAUCCAGUCCAGGCCGCUGAGACACUCACCCCGGAGGCCAUCGGCUUCCUGUCGGCGGUGGGCGUCUUCGUGGUGGCGCUGGCCGUCCUCUUCCUCUUCAUCAACAAGAAGCUGUGUUUCUCGCGCGUGGGCGGCCUGCCCUGCCUGGAGCAGCACGGGCGCAGGAGGAAGGGCCGGCCGGGAGUCCGCCAGGGCCUCGUGAACAGCUACGGGAACGACGAUGACGACGACGACGAAGACGACGCCUCCUCCUCCGACAGCGAGGAUGAGAUCCUGAAGCAGUUUGAGAUCUCGGUGUCGCGCUCGCAGAGUUUCCGGGCCGCAGCGAACGGCGGCGAGCCGCAGAGCGAGCAGAGCCAGCCGCCGCCGCCCAGCCGCCGCCACAGGUUCACCCGGCUGCUGUCCGACCAGGAGGAGGGCAGCACGGAGCCGUCCGACUGCGAAGACAUGGACGCCCCGAGCCAACAGGGUUUCCAGGACCCGCUGUCCAACGGUGCCGAGGAGAAGGAGCGCGCCUCUCUGGGCCCCCAGGACCCGCCCGACAGCUUGGAGGGGCCGCGGGGCGAGGAGGGGGGGUCACCGGGGACCGGGGCCAGUCCGACCCCCAGCGUGAGCCGGCAGGCCACAGACGGCAGCGUGGACAUGGAGACGGGCGCCGAGCAGCCGGGCGGCGACAACCAGGAGCCCACAGACAGCUCGUCCACCUGGAGCCCCGAGCAAGAGCAUCCUCCCCAAGACGAGGCCCCGUCCCUUCCCGUCAGCUCCUCCCCACGACCCCCCAUCUCAAAAUGCGGCGACCUGGUCUUGUCUCUGGAAUACCGGCCUGACACGGAGAAGCUACUGAUCACGGUGAUUGCAGCCCGGGACAUUCCUGACAAGGCCCGCAGCGGGAUGGACUCCUGGCAGGUGCACAUGGUGCUGCUGCCUGCCAAGAAGCAGCGCCACAAGACGUCGGUGCAGAAAGGCUCGCUGCCCCACUUCAAUGAGACGUUCCGCUUCUCGCGCCUCGAGCCGUCAGACCUGGCGGUGUCGGCGGUCCGGUUCCGGCUGUACGCCCUCGGGGGGAGGAUAUCCCGUGAGCGCAUGAUGGGAGAGAAAGUGCUGCGGCUGGGCGGGCUCAACCCAGACGGAGGGACAACGGAGGUGACUCUGGUUCUGGAGCCUCGGAGUAACCUGAAGAGUGUGGACUCUCAGCUGAGCCUGUCUGCUGUCUCUCAGAGUGACAGUGCCUCCUCCACUCAGUCUCUGACCCACGGCGGCGUCCCAGAGCUGCUGGUGGGUCUUUCCUACAACGCCACCACAGGACGCAUGUCAAUCGAGCUCAUCAAGGGCAGCCACUUCCGCAACCUGGCCAUCAACAGACCACCAGACACUUACGGCCGUCUGACGCUGCUGAACUCGGUGGGUCAGGAGAUUUCACGGUGCAAGACAUCAGUGCGUCGCGGCCAGCCCAACCCCGUUUACAAGGAGACCUUCGUCUUCCAGGUGGCGCUGUUCCAGCUGUCGGACGUCACACUCAUGGUGUCCAUCUACAACCGGCGCAGCAUGAAGCGCAAAGAGAUGGUGGGCUGGAUCGCUCUGGGCCAGAACAGCAGCGGCGAGGAGGAGCAGCUCCACUGGCAGGACAUGAAGGAGAGCCGAGGACAGCAGGUCUGCCGCUGGCAUGUCCUCCUGGAAGCGUAGCGCCGCCUGCUGGUCGGCGAUCAGCCUCGUCAAAGCCAGCGC